Messenger RNA from Loxodonta africana (African savanna elephant), 1025 nucleotides. RefSeq names its product olfactory receptor 5D18-like. The coding region runs from base 1 to 972 and encodes 323 amino acids. Gene Ontology annotation, biological process: G protein-coupled receptor signaling pathway; sensory perception of smell. Gene Ontology annotation, cellular component: membrane. Gene Ontology annotation, molecular function: odorant binding; olfactory receptor activity; G protein-coupled receptor activity. The transcript is spliced from 2 exons. The record is from RefSeq and is a predicted model, not a curated record. Lineage: Eukaryota; Metazoa; Chordata; Mammalia; Proboscidea; Elephantidae.
AUGAACAGCAUUGUGAAGAACGUGAAUUCCAGAACAAUUAAUCAGUGUAAUAAAAGUGGUGUCACAUUCACCCUUUUGGGCUUCUCAGAUUACCCAGAAGUACAGGUACCCCUCUUCUUUGUAUUUCUGACCAUCUACAGUGUUUCUGUUGUAGGGAAUAUUGGGAUGAUUGUAAUCAUCAAAAUUAACCCCAGACUGCACACCCCCAUGUACUUUUUCCUCAGCCACCUCUCAUUUGUGGAUUUCUGCUAUUCCUCCAUCGUUGCUCCCAAGAUGCUAGAGAACCUAGUUGUUGAAGACAGAACCAUUUCACUUUUAGGAUGUGUAGUGCAGUUCUUUCUCUUUGGUACCUUUGUAGUGACUGAAUCCUUUUUAUUAUCAGUAAUGGCCUAUGACCGCUUUGUGGCUAUUUGCAACCCUCUGCUCUACACAGUUGCCAUGUCCCGGAGACUCUGUGCUAUGUUGGUGUUGGGAUCAUAUGCAUGGGGAGUAGUGUGUUCCUUGGUAAACACAUGCUCUACUUUCAAAUUAUCUUUUCGUGGUUUCAACACAGUCAAUCACUUCUUCUGUGAGCUCUCCUCAGUUCUCACUCUUUCUUGCUCUGAUACUUCUCUCACCCAGUUACUGCUUUUUAUCUUUGUCACUUUGAAUGAUGUGCUCACAUUACUCAUCAUUCUCACCUCUUACGUGUUUAUUGUUGUCACCAUUUUGAAAAUGCGUUCAGCCAGUGGUCGUCGUAAGGCAUUUUCUACUUGUGCCUCUCAUCUGACUGCCAUCACCCUCUUCCAUGGCACCAUCCUCUUCCUCUACUGUGUGCCCAACUCAAAAAACUCCAGAUACACCUUCAAAGUAGCCUCUGUGUUUUACACAGUGGUGAUCCCUAUGUUGAAUCCCUUGAUCUACAGCCUGAGGAAUAAGGAUGUCAAGAAUACAUUCAGCAAGAUAAAGGAUAUUAAGUUCUUUUUUCAUUAAACAUAGUAUUUCAGUAGUAUUUUUCCCUAACUGUAAGUGAAGUUUGUCCAAAA